AUGAUGAAAUCGCGGCCCCUUGAGGCUAGAACUGCUCUUUCUCAUCCUCUACCUGAUACCUCGUUCUCCGUUGUUGCUGAUGCCUCCAAAUUUGCCAUAGGCGCUUCUCUCCAGCAACAAACCCCGACGAAAAUCCAACUCCUAUCCUUCUACUCUGCCAAACUGACACCCUCUCAGGCUCGUUAUAGCACUUUUGGUAGCGAACUCCUUGCUAUUUAUCUCGCCAUUAAGAAUGUUCGCAGCCAUCUUGAAAGCAGAUAUUUUUGUAUGCAUAUUGACCAUAAACCUCAUACUUAUGCUUUUUCGACUUCCUCUGACAUGCAUUUAUCCCAUAGGGCCUACCAUCUUGAUUUUAUCUCUUAAUAUACCACGGACAUCCAAUUUUUCAAAAGACCUGUCGAGAUGGAAUGGUCGAUAAGACAGAGAUUCCCGAAUCAGAAGGCAGGUAAGACGGAUUGGAUUAAACAACUUUUACUGUUGCGGAAAUGUGUACACAACGGCGCUGCAAUCAGUUGCUGCGAGCGGUCCCCCAGGCAAGUUGUGUUGUGUCCGCGGUUGAGAUGUCUAUACUCCAGCGCGUGUGUGCGCCUUUAGCUCUGCCUCAGUGUCGCCAGCCAAUCAGAGAGGGGGCAAUGUUGAUUGGCCCCGAGCGCUCGCGGGGCCAGUGACAAGCCUCUCGCGUCCCGGCAGCGAAUCGACAGGGAGUUUGGGGCGAACAAGAGGGCUGCGCAGCAAAGCGGCGAGGAGCAGGGAGGCGCGGACUCUCCCAGACCCUUUUAUCAGGCCGUCGACUAUCUAACCCGACCUGGAAUCAGUACCCCUGCCCGUCCUUCCAUCGACGUGGGGCGCGUUGCCGAGCAGCAGCAGCAGCAGCAGCAGCAGCAGCAGCAGCAGCAGCAGCAGCAGCAGCAGCAGCAGCAGCAGCAGCAGCCGAAUUUUCUUGAACAAUUGGAACGCACUAUCCCUCGGAUUAAAGCCGUCCCUCUGAUCGCUACCUCCAACACAGUCUUAUUAGACACGUCGCGCGGUUUCUUUCACCAUAGGUGAGAAGCGACGAGAUGCUUUAUCGCGUUGCACAAUCUCGCUCAUCCUGGCAUUCGAGUUACUCAGCGCCUCUUUGGGGACCGUUUCGUCUGGCCCAGCAUAAACACUGAUAUUCGCCAAUGGACUCCCUCAUGUUUGGCUUUGACAGAAGGUCAAAAUCGGACGACACAAUAAAUAGUGCCUUUUACUGAACCCGACGCUUAUUUUGCACAUGUCACCAACGAUCUGGCGGCUCCUAUCCCAACCUCCCGCGGUUGUGGCCGUUUGCUCACUGCAGCUAGCCGAUUUACGUGAUCGUCCAUUGCAAUUGGGGAUCCAAACAUCAGUUCGGAUACUGCCAGCCGUGUCCUUUGAAACAAUGAAUUUCCCCUUUUGCUGUCCCCAACAACCGAGGCCAGCAAUCUGAGUUUAGACUCUCUAAUACCCCUACCGACUUCCUCGGAUGCUCUUGCAAACGCACAACAGUCUACCAUCCUUUAAACAACUGUCUACUUGAGCGUUUCCAAUGGUUUGGUCGUCGUUGCCGACGAUGUCCUCCAUGUGUUAUGCAGCGAGCUGAGGGCAGGCAUGGUGAAUUGCGCGCGAUUUAGUUUAUAGCGAGUGUAGGCUUGCGCAGCAUCUACCGCACUCUCUCCUCCUACUUCCUACCUGUACCAGGUGUCAAGACAGAGUUAAAAAGAUGGGAGGCGGGGGGGGAGGGGGAAGGUGGGUGGCAUGGUCGAGGCCGUACCAUGUCGCUCCAUCCCACAUCCCCUGGUCCACAUAGAAAUGACCAGGAUUUUAACCAGCAACACAAAUGGGGGGAGGGUAGCAGGGGUCCCAAUAUGCUCGACGUUAGCUGGCAACUGCGUCUGCCACCGCACCCCGAUAUGUUGCCAUUUGUUUCCGUGCACAUUCCGAUAACGCCUGUCAGGAUCCGAUAUGGCCCCCGUGUUGGUCCAGCGUAUGUUACACGUGGCCUGUUUGGGGGCCCCUUUGAGUGUCACCACCGUCAACUGAAAACUUCGCUACGGGCAUAUGACAAUUCCACUCAGUGGAGCUACCAUCUGCCUUUGGUCAUCUUCGGUAUCCACACAGCGUUCAAACCCGACUUGGAGUGCUCCAUCGCAGAUCUUGUUUACUGGACUACCCUACGGAGGCCGGGCGAUUUUUUCGGGUCGCCUAAAGCUUAGCCGAUCUGAAUGCUGCUUAUUCCCAACGGUUGCGCCAGGCAAUGGCUACUCUCCUAGCCAUACCUCCACGCGUUCUGACGAGUAGGUUAUAUAUUGACUCGAACUUGCUAACAUGUUCUUUUGUACUUUUCCUCGUAUGUAAUGUUGGUAAACCAGUACAACAACCUACAACGUACCCAUUCGAAUCCUGUCGCGCAAGGCCAAGCACUUCAAAAUCGCCUGUGGAGGGUCUCAGUCUAUCAGUUGGAGGUAGUUUAUACCGACUCUUAUUCGCCAAACCCAAUAGAUCAGCCUUCUUCACUUGCCGCGGUGCCUUCUCCAAUUUCCUCACCUCCGCUUACACCUCAUGACCCUGUUCAUGUCCAUAUCCCUCCUCCCCCCCUCCCUGCGCGCAGUGAUAGUCAUGUCAGUUUCCCUGAUCGUUACCAACUUGAACAUUACGCCUAACGCUUCCAUAUUUAACAUCCAUUUAGCAUAUCCGAACUCCGUUCUCCCUGACCGGGAAGUAUUGUGCUGUGACAAAAUGAUCCUGUAAAACUUAGACGCAAGCUGUCGAUAACAAGUGCUAACAUCGGGCUGCAUUCUCGUGGCUACAUUGUUUCUCCUCAUUCUUCUCACGUGUACGCCCGCGUAUAUCCACCCUUUAUGUCCAAGUAUAGACCGGUCUAUAUAGUACACUAUUGUUAUACCAGGUGUUGUCCUCACCGCCGCCAGUAACAGUAGUCAACGGUAAUUCAGAAUGACUAGCAAGUCGAUCAAAAGUGAAAAAGUUCCAACUACCAAAGAUGACCGCACCUAAAAAACCUACUACAUUAGAAAGGCUCUGUUUUAAAGUUGGUUCAUGUGCUCACGAACCUCGCUGGCAUCUCAGAGCGACGCGGGUAAGUCUUCCGAAGCAGGGUUUCCGAACGGACGGCCAAUUUUUGCCUCAAUUUGUCCCGACUUUUUGUGCUACUUGAGGACUUGCUUACUUGGUCGCAUUGCAGCCUGACAGGUUGUUCGCAGCCUCCACCAAAUGGGGACGUCUCCCGUUAGUAGCCAGCCGGCGAUCCGAUUUACGAGCGACUACGACAGAGGACAUAAAUACUGACUGAUUAAGGUGCGAUAAUGAAGUCCCGUUUGUCGCAGCUGCUGACUGCUUGGUUCGGUCUCACUCACUGGCACAUGUGUGUUGAGCGCACAUGGAGAUAAUUUCAUGUUCAGUCUUAACUGCUGAUCGGCGGAAGCGUUUAUCAGUCCUUACUUUCAUUAUCGGUUCUUCAAGGGCUUCCACCUCUUAACAAGGCUACGAAAUAUCCGUUUUCCACAGCUCUUUCUUCGGAGACUUCCGACAUCUGGAUGUGUUGUGUUGGAAAGACAGAAACUUUCUGUGUUGGUAGAGGGGCACUCGCCAAGCGUUCUUACGGAAUUCGCUCGUCCCGUUGUGUCUUAUGGACUCUCUCUCUCAAGCCCAACCAGCAGCCGCAGUGAGAGAGAGAGCCCGUUAUGCACAACGGAACGAGUGGGUUCCGUAAGAACGAUCGGUGAGCUCCCCUCUACCAUUGUACAUCUCCGACCGAAUCUGACAGGACAACGAGCCCGUGGCUCAGUGGUUAGAGGCGUUGGACUUCUAACUAACAGGUCGCGAGUUCGAGCCCCAGGUGUUCCACGCUUCGGGGUUGGGUAUGACUGGCUGACAACGGCUAAUAAGCCAGAAACGGCCAUUCCAGUCUCCCUUGUCUUUUUCGAUAAUAACAUUUUACUUUGUGUGUUAGCAGCAGCAGCAGCAGCAGCAGCAGCAGCAGCAGCAGCAGCAGCAGCAGCAGCAGCAGCAGCAGCAGCAGCAGCAGCAGCAGCAGCAGCAGCAGCAGCAGCAGCAGCAGCAGCAGCAGCAGCAGCAGCAGCAGCAGCAGCAGCAGCAGCAGCAGCAGUAG
Molecule: messenger RNA, 4129 nt
Organism: Spirometra erinaceieuropaei
Lineage: Eukaryota; Metazoa; Platyhelminthes; Cestoda; Diphyllobothriidea; Diphyllobothriidae
Source: the annotation of a GenBank genome assembly